CGCAUUGGCUCCUUUAGAGCGCCGGCGCUUAGAUGACGCCCCGAUGACGAACCCGCGGCGGGCGUUUAAAUUGGAGAAGGCGGUUUUUCUCCUCCGUGGCCAUGUCGAUGUUGUCCGCUUUUAGCAAGCUUCCGACUCUUAACGCCGCCACUAUUUUGUUGGUAGGAACAAAUGAUGUUUUCCAGCAGCAACUGGCAGAGACAAUUCUUAAAGAAAAGCAAGACCUAAAAGUAAAUAUCCACUUGACAACCUCUCUCCCUUUACCAGCAGAAAGAGAUCACAUUCGGCCUCGGAUUGACUUGAUUGUCUUCAUGAUUGACAUUCAAAGCAAAUACAGUUUUAAGGAUAUUGAAGCUUCACUGGUACAUGUAGAUGCCAGCUUUUUCCUUGGAAAAGUGUGUUUUCUGGCCAUGGGUGCUGGUAGAAUGAAUCAAAUCAGUGUGGAUAUAAAUGCUGUCUUGAAGCUGGCAGAUCGUUACUGCAGCCCUAUUCUUUUUUGUGAAUUGGAAUGUGAGAAGAUAAGGAUUGCCACAGCUCAGCGGCUGCUCCGGAUGUUACAAAUAUGUGCUGGUCAUUUAUCCGGGAUAUCUGCUCUCUCCUUCAGUUCCUUAAUGAAAAGUUCCAUUGAUGACUCCAGUUUCAUGGAAUAGAAACUACUUUUGUAAUAUUUACAUGGAGCAGUUCUUAGUAAACAGAAGCGCUCAUUCUAUUUGAAGUAAGCAACACCACAAAUCUUAUACAUGGAGAAGUCAUAAUGAAACAUCUCAGGCGUUAGGUUUAAGAUUUUGAUUCAUUAGUAAUAGAGAUGAGAUUGAUUCAAAGUGAGAGAUUUCUAGUUUCUGUUUCAAACAUAACAUCUUUAGGUUUGCCAUGGAAGAUCAAAUGCCCACUAGAUAAGCACAGAUGAGGCAGGUAAACCUGUGCUGUGCUCCAGAACGGAUUGAUUGUCAAGUAUGUUCUAACUGAUGUUAAUGAAGCAGAGUUUUUCUGACAAGCCAGGCCCAAAGAGAACAAUCAUGAGAACGUAGAUGAUGUUACCAGAGGUCUUUUGACAGAUUGGCACACAUCCACUCAAACUGUUAGAUACAUCUAUUAUCUGUAGUGCUUAGAAAUAUGUCAUCAAAAUAGAGCUGACAGCAAAGUACCUUAAAUCGCACCUAGUAGCAAAAAAAUGGGUGGACAAAAGGUCAAGAUGCACAUAUAGGUUAGGGUGGACUUGGAAUAGUUUGAAGGAAAAAUAUUAAAGUUAAUGAAACAUCUCUCAGAAGUAAAGUUAAAGAUUCUGGUUGAUUAGUAAUAGAUGAGAUUGCUUUACACAUAUAAAUUCCUUUAAGAUCUUAAAUGUUUGGGAUAAUUAUACACUGGAAAAGCAAUAUAUGUAUUUUCCCUCCAAAAGUGUAUAGCUUUUCUACUUGAAAACUAAGUAUAGUUUCAGAAGUGUUGCUUUAGUUUUAGUAACAAGUGAAGGCAAUGCUUUUGUUUGUCCCACUUAGAGGAUCAUGUUUCAUGGAGGUUGAGUGCUGUCUGUGUAGGAGGGUCAUAAGGGUGUGACUGCUGUAAUUUACCACAUAGUUUGGGACGGAGCUGGCAUGAUGAAAUUUGAUGUGUUUUCUGUCAGAUACACAAUGUACAUUUAAUGUCAAAUAUGCCCAGUAGUUUUGUUGCUAUUAUGCAGCCUGCAGGGGCAAUGUUCUUUGCAGUAACUCUCCGCCCAUUGCUUGUGCCAUAGAGAAGUAAAUGGCAGGAUAUAUUUUUUAAAAAAUUAUUAGUAAGUGACAUAGGGCUGAAAUGAUAUAGCAACUUGUGAAACUGCAGUGCUUAUCUGACAAAGCACUAAACUGGAAAAGCAUAAUAAAAAUUGUGAUAAAGCUAUCAAGGACUUUUCUCUUGGUUUCAGGAGUUAUUAACAUGUACAAUGGAGAGAGAAAGGGAAAGAACAUGCGGUUGCUGGUAGGCAUCCAUUAGGAGAUGUUUGACUCACUUGCAACCACACAAUUUCCUCCAGCCAUAUUCCAUUUUAUAAGCCAUUUGCAGUCUACCUGAUGAGUAUGUGGCAUACUACCAGAAAUCCUGGCCAGCAGAGGUGAUAGUGAGGGCUUCUGGGAGUUGUAGUCCAAGAACAUGUGGAGGCCCAAGGUUGGGAACCACUGGUUUAAAUGAUCCCUGAACCAAUUUUCAUAUACUCAUCAGGUGUGGCUUGGCAGAAAGUUGAAGCAGCGUGCAAACCAUUGCACUGACUCAAUAAUCGAUGCAGUUAUUGACAAAAGGUUUUACUACUGUUCUACAAUGUGGACUACUUCCAUCAUUUUUGUGUAUAUUGUGCCUUGUCUGAAGCACAUGUUUAGGGAGCCAGCACUGAGCAACAAUUAGGUUUAUCCUUUCUACUGCGCAAUAAACUGUGGUGCCACAUGGAAAAAAUGUGUCAUUAUGCUUGUGAUAGCUAUCUACUUCAUCCAAUGUGUGAAGUGUUGGUCUUCAGUAAGAAGAGAUGCACAUACAGGUGUAGAGAGAAGUGAUAACUAGAGUCGAACGGCUAUGGAAUGCAGGGAACAGCACGUGGAAUACUGAAUAGUGUAUAGUCAGUCCUUGUUUAUGUGCUUGUCUCUGCCUUGCUGUACUUACCAUAACCACAAGGUGGUGGUAAA
Molecule: messenger RNA, 2645 nt
Organism: Pogona vitticeps (central bearded dragon)
Lineage: Eukaryota; Metazoa; Chordata; Lepidosauria; Squamata; Agamidae
Gene: CENPM
Product: centromere protein M
Source: RefSeq, a predicted model, not a curated record